Cuscuta epithymum is the source of this 815-nucleotide messenger RNA. NCBI's taxonomy places the organism in Eukaryota, Viridiplantae, Streptophyta, Magnoliopsida, Solanales, Convolvulaceae. The record is from the annotation of a GenBank genome assembly.
UGGCGCCGUUGCCGGGGAGUGGCACGGUUGUAAGUUGGUUUUUAUUAUUGGCAUAGGCGAACCCGAGUUAGUGAGACUUUCUCCUUUAUUUUCUGUUUUUUUUUUGUGUUGUUUUCUCAAGUUUGCAGGAUCAAUUUGUAAAAUCUCUCUCUUUCAAACAUGGCAAGUUGCUAUCAUUUGCUCUCUGCCUGAAAGAACAUUAUUGAGAGGGUUUGAAAAAAAAAUCACCAGGAUGAGGGAGAGGCAAACAGUGCUUGAUGCUUUAACCUUGGACUUUUCUGAGGAUGAUAGCAUCAUUAUUCCGCCAAUCGAUGCCACUGAUUUUGAGAUUAAUCCUGAUAUCAUUCAAGUGAUAUCAAUUAAUCAAUUUGGCGGUUUGAAACAUGAAGAUCCGAUAUUGCAUAUGUUGUGGUUUAACAGAGUCUGUAACACAUUCCGGAUCAAUGAAGUGUCAAUUGACAUCGUGAAACUUAUCUUAUUCCCAUUCUCUCUUCGGGAUAAGGCUGUUCGGUGGUUAAAUUCUUUUCCACCCGGUCACUUCACCACCUGGAAUGCUCUUCAUCUGGCGUUCAUGCACGAGUAUUUUCCUCCAUCGGCAGUUGCACACAUCAGAACCUUGAUUCAAAAUUUCAGACAAGCUCCAAUGGAAACAAUAAGUGAGGCUUGGGAUCGAUACAAAGGCCUACAGAGAAAGUGUCCUAAACAAUUGAUGGAUGCUUAUGACUUGAUGUUCUAUUUCUACUAUGGACUUCAAGUUGUAAGUAAAAGAGAGUUGGACCAUUAUUCAAAGAUGGGUUCUUUUCUCGACAUGACAC